AUGCUUGAAAUUGUACUUAGGAGGCUCAAUCAGGGCUCGUUGGAAAGGUUGUUGAAUUUCCUAUCGAGCGAUAUCACAAUGUUGACACAACGAAUAAAAUUGCGCAAUUUUGCACUCAAAUCGGAACAGAAUUGCGCUUUGGUUUCUGUUUACCUCGAACGCUGUUCCCCGAUCAACCUGGAGUUUUGUGAAUUUAAUAUCGCACUGGGUCGAUAUGGGAAACCGGAAGAGCACGAGAUGUUACCGUUACGUGCAGUGCAAACUCCGGAUACGUGGUUCGAGUCCGGUGAGAGGUUGAGAACGGAUCAACCAGAACAAUCAAAUCAAGCUGAGGCUACCUAUCCAUGUGUUCCCACUCCGGAACUAUCCCCAACAUCGGAACAGACGACGGGGACGAUGAAAUCUGUUCUCGUACUGGCCUUCUACACACUGAUUGUGCGCACGGACUGUGUGGAACAAGGCAAAAUAGAUCAGGGUCCUACCGGGAGUCAAGGUUGGAGUCCAGCCGGUGAGCUAUCUGAUUCAAGAUAUCUGCCAAUGGGACGAGAAACUCAAGCGCAACUCGUUUGGGAGGAAGGGGUCACGGAUGGUGGACGAACAGGUCGAAUGUUAUCGUUCCUGAUUCAUCUGUUGGAUAUUCAUGCUUCAUUUUCAUAG
Echinostoma caproni is the source of this 657-nucleotide messenger RNA. The record is from the annotation of a GenBank genome assembly. NCBI's taxonomy places the organism in Eukaryota, Metazoa, Platyhelminthes, Trematoda, Plagiorchiida, Echinostomatidae.